Molecule: messenger RNA, 2157 nt
Organism: Coccidioides posadasii C735 delta SOWgp
Lineage: Eukaryota; Fungi; Ascomycota; Eurotiomycetes; Onygenales; Onygenaceae
Molecular function (GO): ATP binding; ATP hydrolysis activity
Source: RefSeq, a predicted model, not a curated record
GAAGAAUAUUCCUAAAUCCUACCCCACUGCCAGUGUAUAUAAAGCCCUGUGAUGGCCCUCACUUGCGAUAAUGCUAAAAUGGGCUUCCUAGGCCGCAUCUAUUUGUGGCCUCUUUUCAUUGACAUACUGAACCCUACGCUCUUCUUUUUGUAUGCCUUCUAACAUCGGCCGGUAUACGUCACUCCAAUGCCUAACAUGCCAAAUCAGCUUUGCGAUGUGCUGAGUGCGACAAUCCCACCAAGCCAUGUUGGAAAUCGACCUCAAGGACUGAUUUGCGAGCUCAAGACAUACGAAGCGCGUUAUGUGGCUUCUGGUCAACGCAGACUCCUCCAAGUUAACAAGCAGAAGCGUGGACUGGAUACUAACGAACUGGAGCGCGACCAUGAUUCCGCUUUGAUCCUCACGCGAUAUUACACUUUCGAUAAAGAACUUGAUGUUACAGAGCUAGAGAUCAGGUCGCCACACAUGAAAGCUGCACUUCAAAAAGUCCUCAUCGAUUAUCCCGGGAUCAAUCCACACGCUAAUAAACUUGUGAUCCGCGACCUUCCGAAAUGCAUUUUCCACUAUCGCAAGGAGCUUCAGGAGUAUGGGAAAUCUCUUGAGGAUGCUAAUGCGAGAGAGCAUAUAAGCUUCUUACUUCAAUACAUGAUUUCAACUCUAGGGAAGGAAAUACGUAGCUAUGCCGACUUUAGGGCUGCCCCGCCAGGCUCACAUAGCCUAGAAUUUUGCAACCUGUGGAUGGUAUUCCGCCCCGGUGAUAUCCUGUAUCGGCAGUGUUUUGAUUCACCCAUUCAAUGUUUCAUGUUGAAGUCCAUGGACAAGAAAAGGUGUACGACAUGCCCUAAUGUUAACUGUACCCAUACGGAAUGGUCGAUUUCAGCAUCAUUCAUAGACCGGGAUGGGCAAAAUCUUGGAUACUGCAUGAUACAGACCACAAUCAAACCAUAUAAUGGUUACAAACGUCUUGAAGACCUGGAGAUUUUUCCUUUGGAAUAUCAUCGAGAUUGCGAAGCUAUCCGGGAGUCGCAGGUUGCAAGAGGGAAGAAGUUUGUCGGCUUACAGGGGGUCAACCAUCGCCAAUAUACAGGCAAUGCUAUACAAUUGUUCUCACCGGGGAAAACAGGACUUUUUGAAGACGGAAGAUGUUUUAUAAAUAGCAGGAUCAUAACUGACAGCGGUACAUUCGGUCUUGCUAAACCAUCCCUAAAAACAAAGCUACAAUUUCCAAUGCUCGAUCAUCAUCUGGGGCUUUCUGACGACGAAUACUUAAUAUGCUCAGCAUUUGUUCCUGGAUUUUCCCUCGCUAACAAAUUGUGGUGCUAUUUCCGUGUUGAUGCAAUCGAAGAUGUGAAAUACAAUUCCGAGGCAUUUGAGUCCUUGCUUUUGCCAGCGUCUCAAAAGGAAAUGAUCCUUGCACUGGUCAAAGCACACGCAGACCCGAGGUUAACCUUCGACGAUGUGAUUGUAGGAAAAGGAAGAGGCUUCAUUUGUCUGCUGCACGGUGCACCGGGUACUGGGAAAACCCUCACAGCAGAAAGUGUUGCGGAUUAUACUAAGCGGCCUUUGUACACCAUCAGCAGUGGUGAGUUAGGUGCAGAAAGCACGGUUGUGCACGCCAACCUAUGUGCUGCACUUCACUUGGCCACGACCUGGAAUGCUAUAGUUCUUAUUGACGAAGCAGAUGUCUUCUUGGAACAACGGAGCCAAAGAGACCUUAAGCGGAACGGUCUUGUCUCAGUUUUCCUCCGCAUCCUCGAAUACUACCGAGGUAUAAUGUUUCUCACCACAAACCGCAUCAGUAGCUUCGAUACAGCAUUCAAAUCUCGGAUUCAUAUGUCAAUAAAAUAUUACGGUUUAACACCUUCCUCACGACGCGAUCUUUGGAUGACUUUUGCGAAGAAAGCCUCAUCAUUAUCAAAUGACUCUGAAACACUGGCAUGGAUGGAUGAUCAGUAUCUGGAUAUGUUGGGCGAGAAAGCUUUGAAUGGCCGCGAGAUUAAGAACCUAAUGCAGACAGCUCAUGCCAUGGCUGUUAGUGAAGGCGCACCAAUUGGGAGGAAAUAUGUUGACAAGGCGUUGAAAGUCCAAGAAGAGUUUGAGCAUGACUUCACAGAAGAUGGGUUCCCUGCCUCACAUAAACGGCUAAGGGUAGAAUAG